AAAAACUUUAAAAAACAGAAGAAAUGCCCUUUGGAAGAUUGAAGGACACCCCAAAGAAAGGCAAAAGAAAAAGCCUGAGGGUAAAGGAGGAGCAAUGAGAGAUUAAUUCUGGCCCUCGGACACCUCAAACAAAUCGCAGCAGCGUCGUAAGCCCUGGCGGCUUCCUCAUUGGUAGUGAAAGUGACGAGCCAAACUCUCUGUUUUCUUGCAGGAUCUCUGAUUUCUGCGGCGUAGCGACCACAAGGUUUCCUAUUGACUCCCCUGUAAUGAACUUCUAACCCAUUUAAGGUUGUCUUUGAAGCUGAAUAAAUAAGCUCAAUUUGAGAGGAAUAGAAGGAAAAGUGGAAAUAGGUUAUGUUUAUCUGUGAGCUCCUCAGAAAGCUGACUUUUGCAUUAAAAUUAAAAAUUUGCCGCUGAAGAGAAGGGUUGAUAGAAUUAAAGCAGCGUUGCUGAUUCUGCAUUUUUAUCGACGCAAGAAAAUAGAAUGUACACGGAUUUUCAAAGCCCGUGCUGUACCUGAGUAAUGUCUCUCGGCGUAAUAAAAGCCAGUUAAACAAUGUCUUCCUCUGAGGCAGCUGCAAAUCCCGAAGGAGAUAAAGCGUGCGAAAUCGAGGACGAGGAGGAAAAGGAGGUGGAGCAAUUGGAAGCAGAGGUGAAGGAUCUGGCUGAGAAGGUGAUUGAACUCAGAAGGACAAUGAAAUUGGUGUUCAGAGACAAGCUGGAGGCUUUAUUGCUAGCAAAGAGACCUACACUUCCAGAAGAUAAACCCUCUUCUUCAGAAGCAGGGAAAUGCAAUUUUCAAGAAGGUGGAUUCACAGAAAAUUUUGGAGAUUCGCAGUCACCAGAAUACCUGAACUUGGAACACAAUAUAUUUUACUCACUACCACUGAGUAUCACUUUACUUUUUAGACUGACAAAGUUGAUCCUCCAUCGCUGUCAAAAUUUACUGGAGCUGCCCAUUCUUCCACAAGGGGUGAUAGAGUUAGAUGUUGGUGACUGUCCUCAGUUAAGAAAAGUAGGUAAUUUGUUCCAUUUGGAAAAGCUAGAGAUCCUGAUUAUAUGCAGCUGUGGGCAGCUAUUUGAGUUGGUAGGACUGAGUUGUUUUAAAUCGUUCAAAAAAAUGAAUUUAGCUGGAUGUAACAAUCUCAAAGGCAUGGAGAGAGUUGAACAACUACAAUCCUUGGAAAAGUUGUAUCUUAAUGGUUGGCCUGCCUCUGAUAAUUUUUAUUGCUGGACCAAGGUAUGCGAUUGUUUGAUCUCCCUAAGAAAAAAAUUGUUUAGAAGUAUCAACUUUUAAACCACUACUCAAAUG
Molecule: messenger RNA, 1312 nt
Organism: Cryptomeria japonica (Japanese cedar)
Lineage: Eukaryota; Viridiplantae; Streptophyta; Pinopsida; Cupressales; Cupressaceae
Exons: 2
Coding region: 557-1297 (246 amino acids)
Source: RefSeq, a predicted model, not a curated record